Messenger RNA from Clupea harengus (Atlantic herring), 9030 nucleotides. RefSeq names its product teneurin transmembrane protein 2b (gene tenm2b). Gene Ontology annotation, cellular component: membrane; neuron projection. The record is from RefSeq and is a predicted model, not a curated record. Gene Ontology annotation, molecular function: cell adhesion molecule binding; protein heterodimerization activity; protein homodimerization activity. Gene Ontology annotation, biological process: signal transduction; heterophilic cell-cell adhesion; neuron development. Lineage: Eukaryota; Metazoa; Chordata; Actinopteri; Clupeiformes; Clupeidae.
UCAAAUUCAAAUCAGCCCUGUGCCUCCUCGCUCACAUUGCACUCACCUUUACGCGCCAGCUUUCUGCCUGCCUCCAGUCUGUGGACCGUUUUGAUCUGCCAGGAGCUCACCUGUCCGUUUGUCUUGUUAACCGCUAUAAUAACUGACAGAGAGUUUCUAAAUACACAUCAAGAAAACCGAUUCGGCUGUUUACGUUGUUGUUCAUUUACGCCCCUCGCUGGUCUUGAAUUGUAUACAUUGAAAAGCCGCGGUCUUUCUUCAAGCUUUGAGGGGAUGCUGGAGGAAUGUUCCGAUCUGUCGGAUGAGUAAAGACACCCGGGUGUGCAGUAUGGAGAAACGAAGAGGUUCAUCCAGCCAUCACAGUCAGUCCACGCUGCGUCCGCCCCUCCCGCCGCCUCACAGCCACCACCAGUCUUCGGCCAACUCCUUGAACCGCGGCACACAUGCCAGCCGCCGCAACCCCAGCCACGCGCACCAGCACCAGCACCAGCCGGCGGCCCCCGGGGACGGGCCCUCCACGCCCGAGUCUGUGCAGCUCCAUGACAGCUGGGCGCUCAACAGCAACGUGCCGCUGGAGACACGGCACUUUUUGUUUAAGACGCCCUCCGGCACCACCCCCCUGUUCAGCAGCUCGUCCCCCGGCUACCCCAUGACGUCGGGCACAGUCUACUCGCCCCCUCCCCGGCUGCUUCCCAGGAACACCUUCUCCAGGAGCUCCUUCAAACUCAAGAAGCCCUCCAAGUACUGCAGCUGGAAAUGUGCAGCCGUCUCCGCCAUCGCCGCCGCCAUCCUCUUAGCCGGCCUCCUGUCCUACUUCAUAGCUCUGAACCUGCUUGGCCUCAACUGGCAGCUGAAGCGCACCGACGGGCACCUGGUGAGCACCCGGCUCAGCACGGGCAUCGGCGACGUGGCAACAGUGCCCUCCGGAGGAAGAGGUCCCUGGAUGUUCAGGAACACCAGCAUAAAUAUGGGCGAGCUGGAGGUGGGGCGGCGAGCCAGUCAGGACGUCCCCCCAGGGGUCUUCUGGAGGUCUCUGCUUCACCUUCGCCAACCACUCUUCCUCAAGUUCAACAUUUCCCUGGGCAAGGACGCUCUGUUUGGCGUCUACAUCCGCAAGGGACUGCCUCCCUCCCAUGCCCAGUAUGACUACAUGGAGCGUCUGGAUGGCAAAGAGAAGUGGAGUGUGGUCGAGUCCCCCCGGGAGCGGCGCAGUAUCCAGACGGUUAUCCUGAACGAGGCGGUGUUCGUGCGCUACCUGGACCCGGGCGCCUGGCACCUGGCCUUCUACAACGACGGCAGGGAGAAAGAGGCCGUGUCCUUCAGCACCGUGGCGCUGGAUUCGGUGCAGGAGUGUCCACAGAAGUGUCAUGGAAAUGGUGAAUGUAUAUCUGGUGUCUGUCACUGUUUCCCUGGGUUCCAUAGCACAGACUGUUCUAAAGCCGCGUGCCCUGUGCUGUGUAGUGGCAAUGGCCAGUACAAUAAGGGCACGUGUAUCUGCUACAGUGGCUGGAAGAGCCCGGAGUGCGACGUGCCCGUGGGCCAGUGCAUCGACCCCGACUGCAGCGGGCACGGAACGUGUGCCGACGGCAUUUGCAGCUGCUCGGCGGGUUACCGUGGUGAAAUCUGCGAGGAAGUGGACUGCCUCGACUCCAAAUGCUCUGGGCAUGGCACCUGUGUGGGUGGGCAGUGCCACUGUAAGGCAGGCUGGGCAGGAGCGCUGUGCGACGUCCCCAGGGCACCGUGCCCGGAUCAGUGCCACGGCCAUGGGGCUUACAUCCCUGACACGGGCAUCUGCAGCUGUGACCCCAACUGGAUGGGCCCUGACUGCUCCACAGAGGUGUGUUCGGCCGACUGCGGGACCCACGGGGUGUGCGUGGGUGGUGUGUGCCACUGCGAAGAGGGCUGGACAGGCGUGGGCUGCGACCAGCGCGUCUGCAGCCCCCAGUGCGUGCGGCACGGCACCUGCCGCGACGGGAAGUGCCAGUGCCAGCAGGGAUGGAACGGCGAGCACUGCUCUAUCGAUGGAUGCCCGGGCCUGUGCGGGGGGAACGGACAGUGCACCCUGGUGCAGAACAGCUGGCACUGCGAGUGCCACACCGGCUGGAGGGGCCCCGGCUGCAGUGUUGCCAUGGAGAUCACUUGCUCUGACAACAAAGACAAUGAAGGAGAUGGACUGACAGACUGCAUGGACCCCGACUGCUGCUCUCAGACUCCGUGCUCGGCCAAUCCGCUCUGCCGCGGGUCACGCGACCCCCUGCUGGUCAUCCAGCAGAGCACGUCUCAGUCCCCGAAAGUGAGGUCCUUCUACGAGCGCGUGAGGAUGCUGGUGGGGAGAGACGGUACCCAUAUCAUCCCAGGAGGAAACCCAUUCAAUGCUAGCCUGGCAUCCCUGAUACGUGGGCAGGUGCUGACCACAGAUGGGACUCCUCUAGUGGGUGUCAACGUGACAUUUGUGAAGUACCCGCAGUACGGCUACACCAUGACCCGACAGGAUGGCAUGUUUGACCUGGUGGCCAACGGUGGCGGCGCUCUCACGCUGCGCUUCGACCGCGCUCCGUUUCUGAGCCUGGAGCGCACCGUCUGGUUGCCGUGGAACCGCUUCUUCGCCAUGGACACGCUGGUGCUGAAGACGGAGGAGAACACAUUUCCCAGCUGCGAUCUGAGCGGGUUUGUCAGGCCGGACCCGGUGGUGGUGGCCUCCCCGCUCUCUUCCUUCUUCAGCUCUAGCCCUGGCGAGAGACACAUCAUCCCCGAAACACAGGUUCUUCACGAGCAGGUGGAGAUUCCCGGCACCAGCCUAAAGCUCCGCUACCUGAGCUCCAGGGCUUCGGGCUACCGCUCCCUCCUCAAGGUCAUCAUGACCCAGGCCCUGGUGCCCCUCAGCCUGGCCAAGGUGCACCUGAUGGUGGCCGUGGAGGGGCACCUGUUCCAGAAGUGGUUCCACGCCUCGCCCAACUUGGCGUACACCUUCAUCUGGGACAAGAGCGACGCCUACGGCCAGAGAGUCUUCGGGCUCGCCGAGUGUAUGGUGUCUGUGGGUUUCGAGUAUGAGACGUGUCCCAGCCAGGUGCUGUGGGAGAAGAGGACGGCCGUGCUGCAGGGCUAUGAGCUGGUGCCCUCCAACCUGGGCGGCUGGUCGCUGGACAAACACCACGUCCUCAACACUGCCAGCGGCAUCCUGCACAAGGGCAGCGGGGAGAACAUCUUUGUGUCACAGCAGCAGCCGCCCAUGAUCUCCACCGUCAUGGGCAACGGCCGCCGGCGGAGCCUCUCCUGCCCGAGCUGCAGCGGCAUGGCGGAGGGGAACAAGCUGCUGGCCCCGGUGGCUCUCGCCUGCGACGGCGACGGCAACGUCUACGUGGGCGACAUGAACUUUGUCAGGCGUAUUUACCCCUCGCUCAAUACCACAGCAGUACUUGAGCUCAGAAACAAGGACUUACGGCAUGGCAGCAGUCCAACUCAUAAGUACUACCUGGCAGCAGACCCGGUGACCAAAGGGCUGGUCCUGUCAGACACCAACUCCAGACAGAUCUACCGCGUGCAGUCACUGACCGGCGGCCAGACGCCGCUGGAGAACGCCCAGGUGGUGGCCGGGACCGGGGAGCAGUGCAUGCCCUUUGACGAGGCCCACUGCGGGGACGGAGGCAAAGCCGUGGAGGCCACCCUCAUGACUCCCCGAGGCAUCGCCGUGGAUAAGAACGGGCUCAUGUACUUUGUGGAUGCCACAAUGAUCCGUAAGGUGGACCAGAACGGCAUCAUAUCUACCCUGAUCAAAGCCAACGACCUCACGGCGGUGCGACCUCUCAGCUGUGACUCCAGCAUGGACAUCAGUCAGGUGCGCCUGGAGUGGCCCACGGACCUCGCUGUGAACCCCAUGGAUAAUUCCCUCUAUGUGCUGGAGAACAACAUCAUCCUGCGCAUCACGGAGAACCACCAGGUGAGCAUCAUCGCCGGGCGGCCCAUGCACUGCCAGGUGCCGGGCAUCGACUACUCACUCAGCAAGCUGGCUAUCCACGCGUCGCUGGAGAGCGCCACGGCCAUCGCCCUCUCGCACGACGGCGUGCUCUACAUUGCCGAGACGGACGAGAAGCGCAUCAACCGCGUGCGGCAGGUCAGUGCCGGCGGAGAGAUCUCCCUGCUGGCCGGGGCGCCGUCCGAGUGCGACUGCAAGAACGACGUCAACUGCAACUGCUUCGCCGGCGACGACGGCUACGCAACGGACGGUGGCCUAAACGCGCCAACCUCGCUGGCCACCUCGCCGGAUGGCACGCUCUACAUCGCCGACCUCAACAACAUCCGUGUGCGCGCUGUGCGUCGCAACCGCCCAUUGCUGAACGCUGCGGGCCAGUUUGAGGUGGGGUCGCCGCACGAACAGGAGCUCUACGUGUUCAACAGGGAUGGCUCGCACAAGCAGACCAUCAGCCUGGUCACUGGUCUAGUCAUGUUUAACUUUAGCUAUGGAUCAGACGGUGAACUCGUGUCCGUCACUGACAGUGCCAACAACACCCUGAGAAUCCGGCGGGAUGUGGCCGGACCCCUCAGGCUGGUGCUGCUGCCAGAAAACCAGGUAGUGAGUGUGGGGCUGAACCCAGCCGGAGGCCUGCGCUCGGUGUCUGCAUUCAACCAGGAGGUGGCGCUGCUGAGUUAUGCUGCCAGCACUGGCCUGCUUACCUCCAAGGUGGACGAGACUGGCUGGAGCAACUUCUAUGAAUAUGAUAGUGAAGGUCGGCUGACCAACGUGACUUACCCCACGGGGAUGGUGACUAGCCUGCACCGCGAGAUGGAGCAAUCCAUCAACAUCGACAUUGAGAGCUCCAACAGAGAUGACGAUGUCACUGUCAUCACCAAUUUAUCAUCCGUCGAGGCGUCGUACACCGUGGUUCAAGAUCAAGUGCGAAACACCUUUCAGCUCUGCUCUAACGGCACACUACGGGUCUCCUAUGCCAACGGCAUGGGCAUCAGUUUCCUGACCGAGCCACACAUCCUUGCCGGAGCCGUUAGCCCCACUAUUUGGCGUCGGAACAUCACACUGCCCACAGACAGCGGCCUCAACUCCAUCGAGUGGAGGAUGAGACGGGAGCCCACCAAGGGCAGGGUCACCAUAUUUGGCAGGAAACUACGGGCCCACAACAGAAACCUGAUCUCCAUCGACUUUGACCGCAACACACGCACCGAGAAGAUCUACGAUGACCACCGCAAGUUCACCCUGCGCAUCAUCUACGACGCUCAGGGCCGGCCGGCCACCUGGCUCCCCAGCAGCAGCCUAGCGCUGGUCAACGUGACGUACGCGCCCAGCGGCCGCUUGCUGGGCCUGCAGCGGGGCAGCAUGAGUGAGAAGAGGGAGUUCGACACCUUCGGGCGCAUCCUCUCCCGUACAUUUGUCGACGGAAAAGUGUGGAGUUUCAAUUACCUGGACAAGUCCAUGGUGCUUCUGCUUCAACAGAGCCAAAAGCAGUAUGUGUUUGAGUUUGACACGUCUGGUCGCAUCACCUCCGUCACCAUGCCCAGCAUGGCGAAGCACACCAUGUCCACUCAUGUGUCUGUCGGCUACAUCCGCAACACCUACAACCCCCCGGAGAGCAACGCCUCGGUCAUCCACGACUUCAGCGAGGACGGCCGCCCCUGCGCCACCCUCUACCUGGGCACGGGCCGCCGCGUCCUUUACAAGUACGGCAAGCUGGGGAAGCUGUCGGAGGUGCUUUAUGAUGGCACCUCCGUCACCUUUGGCUACGACGACACAGCCGGAGUCCUGAAAAUGGUCAAUCUGCAGAGUGGAGGGUUUUCAUGCACAAUCCGGUACCGCAAACUUGGCCCCCUUGUGGACAAACAGAUGUACCGCUUCUCAGAAGAGGGUAUGGUGAAUGCCCGAUUUGACUACACCUACCAUGACAACAGCUUCCGGGUGGCCAGUAUCAAGCCCGUUAUUGGGGAGACCCCACUGCCUGUUGAUCUUUACCGCUAUGACGAGAUCUCGGGGAAAGUGGAGCAUUUUGGCAAGUUUGGCAUCAUAUACUACGACAUCAACCAGAUCAUCACCACCGCUGUCAUGACUCUCAGCAAACACUUUGACGCCCACGGCCGCAUCAAGGAGGUGCAGUACGAGAUAUUCCGCUCGCUCAUGUACUGGAUGACGGUCCAGUACGACAGCAUGGGCCGUGUCAUCAAGCGAGAGCUGAAGAUCGGCGCGUACGCCAACACCACCCAGUACCGCUACGAGUACGAUGGUGACGGGCAACUCGUCGCCGUCAAAGUGGGCGACUGGUUCACCUGGCGCUACAGCUACGACCUCAACGGCAACCUGCACCUGCUCAACCCAGGGAACAGCUUCCGACUGCUGCCGCUGCGCUACGACCUGCGCGACCGGCUCACGCGCCUCGGCGACAUGCAGUACCGGCUGGACGAGGACGGCGUACUGUGCCAGCGCGGCUCCGACAUCUUCGAGUACAACUCCAAAGGGCGGCUAGAGCGCGCCUACAGUCGUGUCGCGGAGGGCUGGAGCGUCCGGUACCGCUACGACGGCCUCGGGCGCCGCGUCUCCAGGAAGACGGACGGCGGCCAGCACCAGCAGUACUUCUACGCCGACUUAAACUACCCGGCCCGGGUCACUCACAUCUACAACCACUCCGGCGGGGAGAUCACCACCUUCUACUACGACCUGCAGGGCCACCUGUUCGCCAUGGAGGCGAGCGGUGGGGAGGAGUACUACAUCGCCUCGGACAACACGGGCACGCCGCUCGCCAUCUUCAGCAGCAACGGACAGAUGGUUAAGCAGCUGCAGUACACGGCGUAUGGGGAGGUCUACUUCGAUUCUAACCCAGACUUCCAUCUGGCCAUUGGCUUCCACGGCGGCCUCUACGACCCACUCACCAAGCUGGUGCACUUCAUUCAGAGAGACUUUGAUGCUCUGGCAGGCCGCUGGACCGCACCAGACCACACACUGUGGCCAAAGAUUGGCAAAGAGCCAGCACCAUUUAACCUGUAUGCGUUCAAAAACAACAACCCUCUCAGCGAUAUGAUAGAUGUCAAAAAUUACGUCACAGAUGUGAAAAGUUGGCUGGUGAUGUUCGGGUUUCAGCUCAGCAACAUCAUCCCAGGUUUCCCCCGACAGCCCAUGUACUUUGUGGACCCUCCAUAUGAGCUUCUGGCAAGCCAAGAUAGUGACCAUUCUCGGCUCAUCACUGGAGUCCAGCACGCGGCAGAGCGGCACAACCAGGCCUUCAUGGCUCUGGAGGGGAGACUGCUGAACAAGGAGCGGCGUACCAAGCGGGACAAGCCAGGCUACUGGUUUGGGACCAAAGUGCCCAUUGUUGGACGUGGCAUGAUGAUGGCCAUUCAAAACGGGCAUGUGAUCACUAGUGUGUCGGGUAUGGCCAGCGAGGACAGUCGCAAAAUUGCCCAGGUGCUCAACAAUGCCAUCUACCUACAGGGCACGCAUUACACCAUAGAGGGGCGUGACUGCCACUUCUUUGUGAAGCUGGGCCUGGCAGACAGCGACCUGCUGGGACUCGGACUCAGCAGCGGGCGCAAGGUGCUGGAGAGCGGCGCCAACGUGACGGUGAGCGGGCGCUCGCGCCGCGGCGUCACCGUGGAGAUCCACACGGCGACGCUGUUGUUCAGCGUGCGCUACGGGCUGACGGCGGACGUGCUGGACAAGGAGCGGGCGCGGCUGCUGGAACAGGCCCACCAGCGGGCGCUGACGGGCGCCUGGGCGCGGGAGCUGCGGCAGGCGCAGGAGGGUCGGCACGGGGAGCGCACGUGGACGGACGUGGAGAAGCAGCAGCUGCUGGCGGUGGCGAAGGUGCCCGGCUACGACGGCUACUACGUGCUGCCCGUGGAGCAGUACCCCCAGCUGGCGGACAGCAGCACCAACAUCCAGUUCCUGAAGCAGACGGAGAUGGGGAAAAGGUAACAGAGCGGCGCUGCUCUCUCAUACCUACACCACCGUUGGAGCGCGCACACACGGCGCUCCACAUAGCAACUGUUGCCGAGACGUCCAGUGCCAGUGAACUUCAGAGUACUGGCAAAAAAAGUUUGAAUUAGGACAGAUUUGACAGUGCAUUUGGAAAGCACCACCGAAAAACAAAAACUGAGAUUUGUUUUGUUGUUAAAAAUCUUUUUUUUCAGUAAGUAAUAUUUCCACUCAUCGGUUGUUUGGGAAUUGGGUGUGUGACUGAACAAGCAGGGUAUUCAUGCUAUGCUGAUGGAUGCCUCAGCCAUCCCACAAACAUAUUCUUCUGGACUUCUAUCUCUGAGGAAUCUGCAAAAAUAACACUUACAAUGUCUGUAUGCCCCAGAAGACGCAAACACCCUCUUGUGAUGGACCUCACCCUAAGAGGGACUUAAACCUGAAAGCUAAUUUCAGGUCAUAUACAGAAGUAGCCACACGUGGCUUUAGCAUCCGGAGAAUGAUGACAAGGAAAUACACUUGAUUUCCCCACUUUGUAUUUGCACUAUAUGACAAUCAUGAGGAAGUCAAAGGUUUCAUCAGAGAUGGUUGUGACUAAUGGCACCCUGUAAGGGUCAAAUGAUUUUUUUAUGUAAAAUAUGUAAAAAGAGUGAGGUUUUUUUUUAUAGGUGAAGGAGAUGCUGGAUAAAAAAAUCUGUGUUGUCGCCAUUGUUUAUACUUCAAAUUAAGUCUUUUGAAACUGUGAAACACAUAUUGAGUGUACGUGUAAAACACUAACAUUUGUUUAGCACUGUAGAGCAUAAUGCAGAUCUCAGACUUGUACAUUUCUGCAAGGAAGUGGCUUUUGUGGUGUGUUGUGAAAAGUCAUAGAAAAAGAACUGCUUUGCCAUUCUCACGUUAUAUGCCCCAUACAGAUCCAUUAAUUUAAUAAUUCAAAUAUCCCCAAGCAUUGUUUCAAUUAUUUUUUCUAUUUCAACUUUUUUUUCCCAUUGUUUCGACCCCCAAAACAUUCUCCUUUUCAUUGUGAAGAGCCAGUGUGGAUGUUUUUGGAAUUGGAACACACACAUUAGAAUGGGGAUGGCUGACGAUUUUAUCAGAAUAAACAGUUCGAUUUUCAACUUCAA